Molecule: messenger RNA, 1896 nt
Organism: Penicillium lagena
Lineage: Eukaryota; Fungi; Ascomycota; Eurotiomycetes; Eurotiales; Aspergillaceae
Product: glycoside hydrolase family 2 protein
Exons: 4
Coding region: 1-1896 (631 amino acids)
Biological process (GO): carbohydrate metabolic process
Molecular function (GO): hydrolase activity, hydrolyzing O-glycosyl compounds
Source: RefSeq, a predicted model, not a curated record
AUGCAUCUAGCAAGGAGCCUUGUUGUGUCACUGCUGGCAGUCACCGGCUUUGCACUCCCGGAAAAGAGCGCUCCCAAGCAAGUUCGCAGCAGCUCCGGAUACACCCUCAAGACACCUCCAUUGACGACGCCGUGGACGGACGAAGUUGGCACCGAUCCCUGGCCUGAGUAUCCGCGCCCGCAGCUGGAACGCUCCCAGUGGCAGAAUCUCAAUGGCGUGUGGCAGUACGAGAAUGCGUCGAGUCUCGAUGCCGUUCAGAGCCCACCUUUUGGUCAGAACCUCGGCCAGGAAGUGCUGAUUCCGUCUUGCCUUGAGAGUGGCUUGUCUGGAAUCCAAGCUGUAGAUGCGCUGUACUCAUGGUUCUCGAACUCGUUCAAUGUUGACUCUUCUUGGAAGGGCCGGCGGGUUCUGCUCAACUUCGAGGCUGUGGACUACGAAGCCACUGUUUUUGUCAAUGGCAAGCAGGCGGGUUUCCAUCGCGGAGGUUACUUCCGCUUCACGCUCGACGUGACUCCCUAUGUGAAGUUCGGCCAGGACAAUGAACUACUCGUGUUUGUGCACGAUCCCACGGACAGUGGCGACUAUGUCAUUCCCAUUGGUAAACAGACGCUCCACCCGAGCCACAUCUUCUAUACUCCCUGCAGUGGAAUCUGGCAGAGUGUAUGGAUCGAGUCCACUCCGGCGAACUACAUCACGCAACUGGACCUGGCGGCUGACAUGCACGGACAAGUGAACGUCACCGUGCACAGCUCGAACCUGAACACCAGCACGCCCGUCGAGAUCUCGCUGCACGAGAACGACAAGGUCAUCGCGACUCACAGCGGUCCUUCGAACCGCCCGUUCCAGUUCAGGGUCUCUUCACCGAAGCUGUGGUCUCCUGACUCGCCUCACCUGUACAACGUCACCGUUAAGAUGGGCUCGGACACGAUCCAGAGCUACACUGGUUUCCGCACUAUCUCCAAGGGCACCGUCGACGGUGUUGUGCGCCCGCUGCUGAACGGCGAGUUUGUGUUCAUGUUCGGCACUCUCGACCAGGGAUUCUGGCCUGAUGGCAUCUACACGCCGCCGACGCAGGAGGCAAUGGUGUACGAUCUGCAGCUGCUCAAGGAUCUGGGCUUCAACUCGGUUCGCAAGCACAUCAAGGUCGAAAACGAGCGGUGGUACCAGGCCUGCGACCAGCUAGGUCUGCUCGUCAUCCAGGACAUGCCUGCCAUGCGUCCGCUCCAGACCACGGCCGACGGGGCCACCAUCCUGCCGAACGCGACGCAGCAGGCCGAGUUUACCCGCCAGCUGACGCUCCUGGUGAACCAGCACAAGAGCUUCCCUAGCGUUGCAGUCUGGAUUAUCUAUAACGAGGGCUGGGGCCAGCUCACAGACUACUACCCAGAGUUCGGGCUGACCGCACUGGUCCAGUCGCUGGAUCCCACGCGGCUGGUGGACUCGACUACGGGCUGGUUCGACCAUGGCGCUGGCGACUUCAGCGAUAACCACCACUAUGCCAACCCGCAGUGCGGCUCGCCCUUCUACUCGAUCGACUCGAGCCCCUACGACGACACGCGAAUCGGGUUCCAGGGUGAGUUCGGUGGGCUUGGAAACAACGUCUCCAUUGAGCAUCUGUGGAACGUCCAGGAGGCCAUCGUGACAAUCAACCAGACCUACGAAAUCGACACAUCUAUCGACGCGUGGAACUACCGCAGCCACGUCUUGCUCGGCGAGCUCCGCGACCAGGUGGAGCUCUUCGCUUGCAGUGGUGGCGUCUGGACGCAGACUACCGAUGUUGAGGGUGAGGUCAAUGGCCUGAUGACCUAUGACCGUCGCCUGAAGCGAGUGGACGAGAAACAGUGGAAAUCCGAUAUCCAGGCUCUGUAUGAUGCUGCUGAUGCGCGCCGCAAAUAA